CAAGCAUAGUAAACUGGGCUGAGCAGUUUGUUUGCAGUCGUUAUAAUUUUUUACUGUCGGCUUUAUUUUGUUGUUCCAUCGUUUCUGCUCUUUAUGUUCUACUUUUAAGUUAAAAUCUCUAUAAAAUGAAAUAUUUAAUAUUGUUCUUGACGUUUAUAUCGUUUUUAAGUCAUAGUUUAGCACUAUGGUGCUAUCAAUGCACGGCAGCUACGCCUGGGUGUAUGGAACCAUUCAACUGGCGCGGUGUAGGUUACCUCGGUAACCCAUGUCCUGAUAAUGAAGAUAUAUGUGUCAAGCUCAUCGAACGGAAAGGAGCACAAGAAGUAAUAACAAGGGAUUGCCUGAGCAACUUCAGAGCUUUUCGAACAGACAUUCCUGCUGACACAUAUGAAGGUUGCAGACCAGCAGCCCGGGAUGUAAAUCUGGCAAACUAUGUGAAUAACAGCAUAAAGGAACUUGAUAUUAAAAGGGACUGGUAUGAUGAAACAAUAUGGUGUUUCUGUUUCCUUGACCACAGAUGUAAUGGGGCAUCAAGUAUGACAACAAUGGCGUUGCUAAUCCCAUCAUGCAUUGUGUUUCUAUUCGCUAAAAUGCUGUUCUGAUAUACAGACUACAAACAUCACACAUUGAUGUUACACCAAAAAGUUUUGUAUGGUAGGUAAACAGAAAUGAAACCUCUAUGAAGUUUUUAUGACAGUUUAAAAGCAAUAAUCGUUAAACGGGGAACCUGAAUAGAAUUCGAGGGAUGAAUAGAUACAGAAGAGGGAAUAUAUUCUAACGUCUAUUCACCACAUUCUUGUGUUUAUUCAUGCUUUGAAUUCUAUUCACCCCGUUUUACGAAAUUAAGAAUGUAAAAAGGAAUCUCAUGCAAUAAAACACUUUUCCUUUUAGAUGUAUUCUGGUAAAUACACUAAUAAGAAAUGCACAAGUGACCUUAUUAUGAAACAAAAAGUAAAGAAGACAGCUUUAUUAAGAACUGUAAUAACUAUGUAAUAGUUAAGUCCUUGUAGGUAGCUAUCAAGCUAAAGUAUGUGUACAUAUUUUUAACAAAGAAAGAUUUCAAGUGCAAAAUAUUAUGAACAAGUCAAUCUUGUAAUAUUAUAAAUAUUUUAUGAAUAUGUUGCAAUAACUAUGCAAUUGCUGGCAUAAUGUCAUCGUUAUAUACAUUUUAUUUUUGUAUUUGAGUGAAUUAAUUCUUCCGAUUUUUUUAAGAUUUACAUUUUUAUGAAAAUGAAUUGAAUAUAUUUUUUAUGUGGUGUCUUCUGGUUCAAGUUAUUGCUCUGUAGAAAUAUUAUGUUUUUACAUACAAAAUAUGUAAAUAAUGUACCACUAACUGCAACACUUAGAGUAAUUUAAUGUUUACUUAAACUAUUCCUUAGUAACGAUUUUGUAAUGAAAACAAUUGCUAAGGCCUGGGUUAAGUAAUCCUCAAAUAACUCUGAGUACGGCAUUAUAUCUAUUAUAAAUAAUUAAUUAGUAAGAUUGAAUCUAUUUUGCACAUUUUUACAUGACAUUUUUAUUAGUUGAGAACAUUCCAGUAUGUAUUAUACAGUAUUUUAACAAAUCCGUCCAGUUAAUAUUGUUUUCAUAGAUACUAGGCUUUUAGUUAAGAUUUAAGUGCCUCAUUGAACUUUGUUCUUUAAGACUGUAGUUUUCUACGCAAUAUUUUAUAUUUUUUAACGCAAUUUAUACGCUUUAUAGAAGUAUUUUCUAUAUACGCUAGUAAAUCACAGAUGACAAUGUUUUAUUACAAUCUAGAAAGUGAAAUAAAUGGUUUUAAAUACAAA
Molecule: messenger RNA, 1787 nt
Organism: Spodoptera frugiperda (fall armyworm)
Lineage: Eukaryota; Metazoa; Arthropoda; Insecta; Lepidoptera; Noctuidae
Gene: crim
Exons: 4
Coding region: 126-602 (158 amino acids)
Biological process (GO): sleep; regulation of synaptic transmission, cholinergic; positive regulation of voltage-gated potassium channel activity
Source: RefSeq, a predicted model, not a curated record